AGGCCAUAUGACUGAGUCAAGUUCAGUUUUUAGUUUGUAGCCGAGUUGAGAUAAGGCUUUCUGGGAAGUGUAGCCUGGUUGGACAGCAUUCCAUUUAGAAAUAACCAUGUGUGAACAGCUGGGACUCUCUUUAACACUGUAAGAAACCUGGAUAUAUAAAGUCAGCUUUGUAAGAUGUCCCUGAUGGCCAUGUCUGCCCCCCGGUCAUCUGUGUUUACAUUUGAGUCUACAGCACAUUCCUCCCAUGUGCUGCGUUGCCUGGACGAGCAGCGUUGCCGGGACACGCUGUGUGAUAUUACAGUAGUGGUGGAGGGUCAGAGUUUCAGAGCCCACCGCUCAGUGCUCGCUUCCUGUAGUGAGUACUUCACGCACAGGAUCUCCUCCCAGACACAACAUGGAGCAGUGAUCACUCUGCCACAAGAGGUGACAGUUGCUGGAUUUGAACCUUUGCUGAAGUUUGCCUACACUUCCAAACUACUCUUUGGGAAAGACAAUGUCUUAGAAAUACAGAACUCAGCCUCUAUUCUUGGUUUCAGAGACCUAGACGAGGCGUGCUUUGAUUUCCUCCUCCCUAAAUUCUUCUCUGCUAGCCAGGGCUCUGCCCCUUUUCCAAGAAAGACCUGCUGUAAGAAGAAAUGCAAGAGGCGAUUAUCAAAGGAAUACUGUGCUAUAAACUCUGAUGAUGUGCUGUUGGAUGAGAAAGAAGUAAAACCAGUUGCUGACUCAUCAUCUCAGCAGGAAGUGGCCGGGCUCGGUAACAAAUCAGUGAACAGAAAAAUGGGAAGUCAGAACAGUACGGGCACUCCUACACCUGUAGCUGAAGGGACAAAGGAUUUUAUGCAGUGCCCAAAGUAUCGCAAGUUCCAGCUAGCUUGUGGGAAGGAAACCUUUGUCACAGAGAAAAGCCUGAGCAAUCCAGUAACAGUAACCAAGAAUGACUGUGACCUACCUUGCUCAACCUACUGCAGCACGGCAAACAGUAAGAAUGAAACAGAAAGGAAUGAGGUAGAAUUCCCUAGAGAGAGUCUCUCAAAUCCGUCCAGGGAGAGCAAAGGGGAGGGCAAUGGGUCAUGGAAAGCUGAAAUACAUGACAUGAGCACAGAGGGACACAGGGGCAGAUGGGCGGUUGUGGUUAAGAAAGACACACAUGAAAGAGUGGAAAAGGAGGAAAGAGAGGUGGAUAUUGUGAAGAUGGAGAAGGAGAUGGAGCAUACCACUGCACUCACCUUUUCAGAAAGAUCCAAUGGCAAGGCAGUCUCCUCAGGGCCAAGCACAGUGCCAGGUGAGAGGUCACCAGGGUUAAUAUUACACCAUUGCCCCCUGGAGGCCACUGGUGAGGACCCUGCAAUCAGUGGGUCACUGGGGGAAAAGAGGCUUGCCAUAGACAUUGCAGAGGGAAAGAAAACAAGGGAUUCUGUUGUACUAGAGCCAGUAUCCAUUCAUCGACAGGCAGAGCAACAGGUAGAAACUGAGGGGAAAAGGGCAGAUGAUGAGAUAGAGACUGCCUGGCAAGAAAAAGGACAAGGCAGCAUGGAGCGAGCGGCCCUGAAAGUGAAUAAUGGCAGAAAGGUGGCUGAGCACCUGGCUCAGUGGCUGGGGUCCAAUCCGCCCUCUUCUCAUCUGAACUUCCAGGACCCUGAUGCAAGAAGUUCCUCUGAUACAGGGUGCAGACAGUUGCAGAGCACAUCUUUAGAAUGGCUGCAGAUGAAUCUCAGCUCCACAAGCACCGGUUGCCCAUUUCUCCAGGAUUUGGACCAAAGCAAAUGUUUAUGGAAGGGAGCUGGGUCUGAGUGCGAGGUGGCAUCUCAGUCAGGUGUGUCAUCCCUCAACUCAGGGGAGGAUGGAGACUCAGAGACAGAGGGAGACAGUGAGUCCUACACAAGGGAGAGGGCCAGGCAGGUUCAAUUACCCUUCUCUGUGGACUGGAUUGUGGAUCUGAGUAGAAAUGACUUCCAACAGUUGCUGAAACAACAGGUCUUUACACGUGAACAGCUGGAGUUUGUCCAUGAUAUGAGACGGCGCAGCAAAAACCGCCUUGCAGCCCAGCGCUGCCGCAAGAGGAAAUUAGACUGCAUAUACAAUCUACAGUGUGAAAUCAACAAACUGAAGACGGAGAGGGAGAAACUGAUGACGGAGAAGAGCAAUCUGAGCCAGAUGAAGUUGAGAGCACGUCACAGUGUUUCUGACUUGUGCCAGAGGGUCUGCAGUGAAGCCAACCUGCAGCCCGAGCAGCUCCAGGUGUUGGCCAAAUACACAUCUCCAGACUGCCCUUUGUCCUCUUUCUUUCCUCACAUAGACUCUCUCCUUUUACGUCACCCCCAGGCUGCAUUCUCAGCUUCUGCCAUGGGUCAUGACAAAUAUAUGGCAUCUGAGGAGGCUUCGUCCAGCUCGAGCAGGGACACAGGCACAGGGGAUAGUCAAGACUCAGGGGCAAAUUAGAUACACAUCCAAGGACACCCACUGUACAUCAACUUUGUAUGAAACCCAUAGGAUAGUGAAAGUUUGGUUAUUAAACCAAAGGUUCCCACCCUGUGUCAUUUAAAGACGUUACCAUGGACAGGCUGCAAGAUAAAGCAGUGCAUCACUUAUGUCAUCCUAAUAGGACGAUGCAAUUAUAAUAAAAAGGCCAUAAUUACAA
Messenger RNA from Thunnus maccoyii (southern bluefin tuna), 2638 nucleotides. It is a transcript of the gene bach1b, whose product is annotated as BTB and CNC homology 1, basic leucine zipper transcription factor 1 b. Gene Ontology annotation, biological process: regulation of transcription by RNA polymerase II. Lineage: Eukaryota; Metazoa; Chordata; Actinopteri; Scombriformes; Scombridae. The record is from RefSeq and is a predicted model, not a curated record. The transcript has 5 exons. Bases 175 to 2439 code for a protein of 754 amino acids. Gene Ontology annotation, molecular function: RNA polymerase II cis-regulatory region sequence-specific DNA binding; DNA-binding transcription factor activity, RNA polymerase II-specific; protein binding.